AAGGAGAAACGUGACAAGUUUCUGUUUACGUGCCGCAUUCAUCAAGUUCUUAUCAGUUUUUUUUUUAUAUUACAGUUAUUGCCUCGUGUGCUGUACAAAGAGAAGAAACACAUCAAACACAAGCACAAUGCAGAUGCCCCAUUGAUAACAAUACCAUGAUAACGCAGCGCAAUCGAGUGGUGUAAUCGUAACAGUAAAAUUCCAAGUAUUCAUUUAGUAUAAUCGCUACAAACAAGUACUUACAAUGUGCGCAAAACUUUAUUUCAUCUGCGCGGUCACUCUUGUGCUGUACAGUGCAGUAAAUGGGCAUGGACAUGCACAUGACCAUCACGGCCACUCGCACGAUGAACCUGCACACUUCAAGUACUCCAAGCAAGCCAAUGUUGAGGCCCAACAGCACAAACAUGACUCACAUUCACAUGAUCAUCAUCAUCCAGAAGAACAUCACAAAGUGGUAGUCAAUCAAGAUGUCUGGCUGAAUGCAAUGGGCUCCACACUUCUGAUAAGUGCCGCGCCAUUCUUCAUUUUAUUCUUUGUUCCUUUGGACAACACUGAGGCAAAACAACCACUCCUGAAAGUCCUGCUGGCGUUUGCAUCUGGGGGUCUGCUAGGUGAUGCAUUCUUACAUCUCAUCCCACAUGCAACCAUGGAAGUAGAUGGAGGCCAUUCCCACAGCCAUUCACAUGAACAUGGAGAAGAAGGACAUGCCCAUGAUAUGUCUGUUGGUCUCUGGGUGCUUGCUGGGAUUGUCACCUUCCUAGUAGUAGAAAAGAGUGUUAGAAUCAUGAAGGGAGGUCACAGUCAUUCCCAUGCCCCAGUCAAACCCAAGAAAGCAGAAAAAGGAGAUGCUGAUAAAAAGGACAAUGGAGACAAGAAGAAGGAAGAUAUCAAAAUAGCUGGAUAUCUCAAUCUGGUAGCUGACUUCAGUCAUAACUUCACUGAUGGUCUGGCAAUUGGUUCCUCAUAUCUAGCUGGUAAUACAGUUGGUAUAGUCACAACUAUUACAAUCCUAUUGCAUGAGGUGCCACAUGAGAUUGGCGAUUUCGCGAUUUUAUUGCAAUCGGGAGUAUCUAGGAGGAAUGCAAUGCUGUUGCAACUUACCACAGCUCUGGGUGCACUUGCAGGCACAGCAGUUUCUCUCUUGAUGCAAGGUGGCGGUGGUGUGCUGCCCACAAACUGGAUUCUGCCGUUCACGGCUGGUGGGUUCAUCUACAUCGCGUUGGUUUCGGUGAUUCCAGAAUUACUGGAUGAGGAGAAACCCAGUUUCCUGCAGACUCUCUUCCAAGUCGCCGCAUUACUGAUUGGCGUCUAUAUGAUGGUGCUUAUAGCUGAAUAUGAAUAGUUUUCUCUUCAUGGUGUAAAAAAGAUUCUAUCCGUUGUACACAGCAAUUAAAUUCAAAAAUACAUAUUUAAACAUA
Molecule: messenger RNA, 1418 nt
Organism: Dalotia coriaria
Lineage: Eukaryota; Metazoa; Arthropoda; Insecta; Coleoptera; Staphylinidae
Gene: Catsup
Product: Catecholamines up
Exons: 1
Coding region: 245-1342 (365 amino acids)
Biological process (GO): zinc ion transmembrane transport; intracellular zinc ion homeostasis
Cellular component (GO): membrane
Molecular function (GO): zinc ion transmembrane transporter activity
Source: RefSeq, a predicted model, not a curated record